GGGCGUUUUCGUAUCCCUCGCGGGCUGCGGCCUGCUCUGUCUGUCACCUCCUGCUGCGUAGUUCUAGCUGAACAAGACUCGUCCUCUCCCCGUUGCGCAGACGGGAGAGGCCCGCGCUGAACUAGUCAACAUUGAGCGUGGAACGCAUGAUAUUAGAGGACUGAGCACGAGUGUUCGGCUGCUAAUGGAAGCGGAUGGUUUUGUGCUCAGGCGGCGGAUGACAGCGGACACAUCGGGCGGGGAAGCCACAGUGGCUGGCGCUUCUGCGGGCGCGGAGAUCCACUGGCUCGGCGGGAGAUUCUGGGGAGUUUCGGAUGGUCGCGUAGGGACGUUGGCACCUCGGAUAGCAGCAGAACCGGAGCUACACGUUGGACAUUUCUAUGGCCCCCAGGAGGCCAAUGAUAUCUCGGAACCGGACUAUGAGGGUCUCCCUCAGGGCGCCUCCACCAGCACUCACAUGUUAGCUGGGGCAGUCGCAGGAAUUAUGGAGCAUUGCCUGAUGUUUCCUAUUGAUUGUGUCAAGACCCGCAUGCAGAGCCUGCAGCCUGACCCGGCCGCUCGCUACCGUAAUGUGAUGGACGCUCUGCGGCGCAUCGUGAGGACAGAGGGCAUCUGGAGGCCAAUCAGAGGCCUGAAUGUGACAGCUGUAGGGGCAGGGCCAGCCCAUGCACUUUACUUUGCCUGCUAUGAAAGGUUGAAAAAGGUCCUCAGCGAUGUCAUCCAUCCAGGAGCAAACAGUCAUUUGGCGAACGGGGCCGCUGGAUGUGUUGCUACAUUGCUUCAUGAUGCUGCCAUGAAUCCAGCUGAAGUGGUGAAGCAGAGGAUGCAGAUGUACAACUCGCCAUACCAUGGCGUUCUGGACUGUGUACGCUGUGUGUGGCAGCGGGAGGGGGCGUUGGCCUUUUAUCGCAGUUACACCACUCAGCUCACCAUGAACGUGCCAUUCCAGGCACUGCACUUCAUGACCUACGAAUACCUGCAAGAGCUGCUCAACCCCCAAAGACAUUACAAACCCUCCUCCCACAUGGUGUCCGGCGCGCUGGCGGGGGCCAUCGCCGCCGCCGCGACCACACCACUGGACGUUUGCAAGACGCUGCUGAACACACAGGAGUCUCUGGCACUUAACCCUGUCAGCCAGAGCGGAAGUCAAAUCUCGGGCCUUGGCCAUGCCUUCCGGACUGUCUACAGGCUUGGCGGCCUGCCUGCUUAUUUCAAAGGCGUGCAGGCGAGGGUCAUAUACCAGAUGCCCUCCACUGCCAUCAGCUGGUCCGUCUAUGAGUUCUUCAAGUACGUUAUAACCAAACACCAGCACGAGAAGCGCAGGACCCAGAGGGAUGGAGAGAAGUAGCCACCCACGAACAGGCAGCAGCUGCCCUGACCUUGACUUUCUCUCUCGUCUCCGUUGCUCGCAGAACCACCACACAAGCACUCAAGCUGCAAAAGGAUUGAUUACUGUAUAACGAUACGCACAUAUUGAGUCCAAUCACGCAUGUCUGUUUACUUCCUUUCAGUGAGCAUUUAAAGGGAUAGAUCACCUAAAAAUAAUUAACUCAUGUUUUUCCCAAUCCAUAUUACUCUUUCUUCCAUGGAACUAAAAAGAAAAUGAUAUCCUCAGUUAUCAUUCACUUGCAUUGUAUGGAAAAAAGAUUAAAUGAAAGUGACUGAAGCUGACAUUCUACCUAACAUCUUCUUUUGUGGUCCAUGGAAGAAGAAAAGUCACGUGGAUUUGGAAUGACUUGAGCGCAAGUGAAUUAUAACAGUUUUCAUUUUUGGCCGAACUAUCCCUUUAUAAAACUGAUGCUUCCAUUUGUAAAUCAGCUAAUAAUCGUGACCCAAGUUCUCACUGUGACAGCUGAGAUUUUUGUUCAUGGCAUCAUCAAAGACGAAAAGUACAUUGCACUCUUUUAUCAGUCAGCCCACAAUACACGUUUGUGAUUCUUUAAAUCCCACAAGGGGGCGUCAGAGGCCUCAUCAGUGAGUGAAGUGAAAAUAUGUUAAUGAGGGAGAGGUCCAGUAAAUAUCUGGGUUGGAGUUUAUAGUCUCUAGACUUCUAGAAACUCUCCCUUCAUAUUAAUAUCUGAACCAUACAUAAGAGCAAAUCAGACUUUUAUUUUUCUAAUUGCCAGCCAAAAUACAUACGCAUAAUUGAAGACAUGGUAACACUUUACAAUAAGUUACAAAAAUGUGUUAAAAUAAAUUAAUCCAUCACAAACUAACAGUGAAAAAUGUUUUUGUUACUGCUUUAAUUUACAAAUAAACGAUUGUUUAAUUGUUAGUUAAUAUUAGUCCUUAAUGCAUUAAAGGGAGUUCACCCAAAAAGUAAAA
Messenger RNA from Myxocyprinus asiaticus (Chinese sucker), 2325 nucleotides. Its product is annotated as mitoferrin-2. The coding region runs from base 185 to 1348 and encodes 387 amino acids. The transcript has 4 exons. NCBI's taxonomy places the organism in Eukaryota, Metazoa, Chordata, Actinopteri, Cypriniformes, Catostomidae. Gene Ontology annotation, biological process: iron import into the mitochondrion. The record is from RefSeq and is a predicted model, not a curated record. Gene Ontology annotation, cellular component: mitochondrial membrane. Gene Ontology annotation, molecular function: ferrous iron transmembrane transporter activity.